GUGCAGAGAACAGACACAAACCAACAACUGAGAUAACAGCAGACUUUACAGCAGUAGAAGUUACAACAGUAGAAGUUACAGCAGUAGAAGUUACAACAGUAGAAGUUACAGCAGUAGAAGUUACAACAGUAGAAGUUACAGCAGUAGAAGUUACAACAGUAGAAGUUACAACAGUAGAAGUUACAGCAGUAGAAGUUACAACAGUAGAAGUUACAACAGUAGAAGUUACAACAGUAGAAGUUACAACAGUAGAAGUUACAGCAGGAGAAGUUACAACAGAAGUUACAAGACUAGCAGUUACGAGUUGAAGACAAAUAACCUAAUUAAAUAAAUACCAUGGAUAUUGAUGAUUGUAUAUAUGCCAAUCAAAGACCCAUAAAGCCCCGCGAGAAGGAUGGAGUGGGUGAUCAACAUUCAGGGUUUUGUCAGUGGUGGAAGAGAUACUCUGGAGCUGCUGCAGUGUGUCUGGGGCUGCUGUGUGUUAUACUGGCUGGGAUCAUAGGCCUGUUACUCUACCAGAGAAACCAACUGACCAGUUAUAACAGCCUGACCAAUGAGCGAGACCAGUUACAGACCAGCGACAGCAACCUGACUGCAGAGAGAGACCAGCUACAGACUAGCAACAACACGCUGACCAAAGAGAGAGACCAGCUACAGAUCAGAUACAACACCCUGACCAGAGAGAGGGACCAGCUACAGAUCAGAUACAACACCCUGACCAGAGAGAGGGACCAGCUACAGACCAGAUACAACUCCCUGACCAGAGAGAGAGACCAGCUACAAUCUUUAGUUGAGAAAGUGUGUCCUCAAGGAUGGAAAAAGCUUGGUAGCAGUUGUUACUACGUCUCUACUGAGUACAAAUCCUGGGAGGAGAGCAGACAGGACUGCAGAAAUAGAGGAGCACACCUGGUGGUUAUCAACAGCCAAGAGAAACAGACAUUAGUCAAUUGGUUAUGCGGGGUAAAGAACUAUGUCUGGAUUGGUCUGACUGACUCUGUUUCUGAGGGGACCUGGAAAUGGGUGGACGACACACCACUGACCAAAAAGUAUUGGAACAGUGGAGAGCCUAAUGGUGGAAGAGCUGAGAACUGUGUAUAUUUCUACUCCUGGUCAUCAGACACAGGAGAAUGGUGGGACUAUGACUGUUCCCAUCAAUACAGAUGGAUCUGUGAGAAAUAGGAUUCAUCCUCGGUACUCUCAACUGCUAAAUAGGAUUAUGAUAAGUACUAUCAAUCGUAAACUAUUUUCUGCUUAUUCUAUUUACCUUGUCAAGUACAUACAAUAUAUUACGAUGCAAAUGUAUAAUACAUUAUAAUAAAAAUAACAAAAAAUAUACAAUAACAAUACAAUGAACUGAUAACAGAAUAACUUUUCUGUCUGUUGUUGUGGAAAUUCACCACUAAGGACUCAAAUUCAAAGGAAAUGAAUCAAUCUUUAUUAUCUCAGUCAUCGAGGUUCACUGACUCAAUACAAGGCUGAUGUUAAUUUUAAUUUUUAUUACUUUUUAGUUUAGUCUACUUGCUAAAUGUUUUUGUGAACUCUUCUUGAACUGGACUGUUAGUUGAGGGCUUGUAAGUAAGCAUUUCACGGUAAAGUCUACACUUCUUGUAUUCGGAGCAUGUGACUAAUAAAGUUUGAUUUGAUUUGA
Salmo salar (Atlantic salmon) is the source of this 1648-nucleotide messenger RNA. The record is from RefSeq and is a predicted model, not a curated record. NCBI's taxonomy places the organism in Eukaryota, Metazoa, Chordata, Actinopteri, Salmoniformes, Salmonidae.